Messenger RNA from Choloepus didactylus (southern two-toed sloth), 465 nucleotides. RefSeq names its product gastric inhibitory polypeptide (gene GIP). Bases 1 to 465 code for a protein of 154 amino acids. The transcript is spliced from 6 exons. Gene Ontology annotation, cellular component: extracellular region. The record is from RefSeq and is a predicted model, not a curated record. Gene Ontology annotation, molecular function: glucagon receptor binding; hormone activity. Lineage: Eukaryota; Metazoa; Chordata; Mammalia; Pilosa; Megalonychidae. Gene Ontology annotation, biological process: response to starvation; regulation of fatty acid biosynthetic process; response to glucose.
AUGGAAAUCUCAGGAAAUAAUCCUUGGAAGACGGUGGCCAUGAAAACUUUCUCUCUGCUGCUGGUGUCCCUGCUGCUGGCAGUGGUGCUAGGGGAGAGGGAAAAGAGUCACUCCAGACCCCACCUUAAGGUCAGCAGCCCCGAACCUCGAGGCCCGAGGUACUCCGAGGGGACUUUCAUCAGUGACUACAGUAUAGCCAUGGACAAGAUCCGCCAAAAAGACUUUGUGAACUGGCUACUGGCCCAGAAGGGGAAGAAGAACGACUGGAAACACAACGUCACUCAGAGGGAGGCCCGGGCCUUAGAGCUGUCCAGUCAAUCUAACAAGAAUGAGGAGGCAAGAGAGAAGCAGAGCUCUCCACCCAAGAACUCCACCGAUGAAGGUUUGCUCAGGGAUUUACUGAUUCAGGAGCUGCUGGCCUGGAUGGUGGAUCAGAUGGAGCUCCGCAGGCUCAGGUUUCAGUGA